CUAACGAAUCAGGGUACGGUGUCACAAACAACAGAAAAGGCGCCCAGUCAUCGACGAUUCUAAAACGCACGUCAGAGGAACAUCGACAUUAAAACUUAAGACGUUUUAGACACGAAAUAACAAGAAGGAUUCGUAUCGAAUAGCUUUCCCUUACACUUGGAUCCUGUGCAUUCCGAAACAACGUAACCGACGCCAUCGGCUCGUACGAUGAAAGACAAUGCGUACCGGAACCUCGGAGUACGUGCUGAAUUUGAAAUAGCUGUAUAAAAACCGACGGUCAGUCCUCGAAUCUAUCACAAUCUCACCAGCUGUCGUCCAGUCAACAACGGGAAGGUCAAAUAAUAAAUACAAAAUGACGUCAGCUAAAGUGAUAUGUCUGGUGGCACUGGCGUUGUUCGGGAGCGCCGCGGCCCAACCUUCGAAGCCCGCCUUCUGGAAGGGCACCCCCAUGGACAGCAUGGUCGAGGAGAUGAGGUCCGGAUGCGCAGAGGGCUCUGACCCUACUGCUUGCAUCAAGUACAAGGUCAUGUCUCUGUUAGACAGCAUCUUCAAGAAGGACUCCUUCCAGAUUUCUGACGCAGUCGAAGUGACCAAGAAUGGCGCCGGCAAUGACUUCAGUGGCCGCUCCUCUGGCGACUUCUUUGACGGCGUCGAGAGCUACAUCCAGUCCCAUGACGUGACCUUCCAGCUGCCCAUAGCUGACACCAAGGUGACCGUCAGCCCCAGAAACCUGGACAACGAUGAACUGAGCCUUAACAUUAAGUUCAACAAGGAGGGCGCGCGCUCCGUCGGCGAGGCCCGCAAGGCUAAACUCAAGAAGAUCAUCGUCCCCAUCCUGGUGUUCGUGCUCCUCAAGGCCAUGACCCUCAUCCCCCUCGCCAUCGGUGUCCUCGGUCUGAAAGCCUGGAACGCUCUGCAGCUCUCAUUCUUCUCUUUCGUUGUCUCCGUUGCUUUGGCUAUCUUCCAAUUGUGCAAGAAGUUUACCCAGAUCGCGGCGGACAACUCGCAUCCGCAGAUCGCUGCCCAUGGACCUUGGGAUGCUGCCUACGCCGCAACUCGUCGUCGUAGAGACGCUGAGCCCCAGGACCUCGCUCAAGAGCUCGCAUACAACGCUUACCAAUAAAUAUCUUAAACCACCGUGACCCAAUAAACGACCCAAUGUGACCCUAACCGUUCCAAGAUGGCUGCCCGCUCGAUUUUGAAUUUCGAACACGGUUUUCCGAACGGAAACUAGAACCAAAUAGAAAAUGGUUUCACCGCGAAACUAUGUACGUGUAAAUACUGUGUAAUACGAUUUAUUUAUUAUUGUGUGUGUGUGAAUGUGUUGUGCGAAUGUUAUUUAUUUUUUUUUCGUUUAAAUAAAUCAUUGAU
This is a messenger RNA of Papilio polytes (common Mormon), 1371 nucleotides long. RefSeq lists its product as uncharacterized. Lineage: Eukaryota; Metazoa; Arthropoda; Insecta; Lepidoptera; Papilionidae. The transcript has 3 exons. The coding region runs from base 353 to 1123 and encodes 256 amino acids. The record is from RefSeq and is a predicted model, not a curated record.